GUACAGAGAUUACAGGUCGCAUUGUGUAGCAGCCAUGACAACAGCAAUGUGUUGCCAGUCAGUGUUGGUGUAAGAGUAGAGAUUGGAAAUGUGAUAGCAUUGCCACUUCUGCAUGUUCCCUGAAGACAAACAGGAUUGGCCUAUCUGAUUAUUUUCUGUGUACCACAAUGGAAUAUCCCCUGCAGAGACAUGUGCAAGGCACGUCUUCUCAAAGGCUUCUGGGAUACAGAUUACCACCAGACCAUUUUUAUAUAAAAAGUUCUUUGGGUUUAACUGCGCAUGAAUUCCCCUCAACGGCCCAGCAUUUUGUGCAACGGCAGUCCCAAUUCAUCAAAAAAAUAUUGGUUGAUCUACACUUUUCUAAAGAGGUUGUGGAAGACAGAGGGCAGGCCUUCCUACCAUUCCGAGAAUGGAAUGCGAAGGGAUUGUACGAUACCACGGGUAUUAUGUCGUGUGUACGUAGCCGGGGAAAAAUCAAAAUGCACCAUCCUCGACACAAGUUAUGUCACUUGAAAAACGCUUCACUUUCCAAACAAAUAAAAGCAGAUACGAGUGUUGAAUAUGGAAAAAGUAUGUGGAAAAAAACUGAAAAAUUAGAAAUGAAAGAAAUUAACGAAUGCAAAACAAACCAUUUUGCAACACAGGAACCUGGAUCAAGCCAAGAGAAAUCCCUAACUAUUGAUCUGGGUUUUUCUAAAGAGAACUCUGAUUGUGAUGACGAGACCAUGGUGAAGCAAAAGAAAACCGCAUCAGUUUGUGUUGUGAGUCGACAGAAAAACGAAAAAAACAUGGAGAGGUAUAAUCACAGGAGUCUGUUGACAGGGUCUGCCGAACGAAUUAAUGAAGGACGAAUGACAGAAGGAAACGUUUCGUCCUUUACAAACCAAGAAAAGUCUAAAACAUCAGAUAGUCAAACGCAUGAAAAGGAAAAAGAGACUUUACUUCCAGUCUAUUAUAAGAUCCCUAGCUACUUACCACAGCCAAAACAGGAGCAAGAAAUUGGCAGCCAUAACAAAACAGCAGAAUCAUUGUCUGUGAAACAUUAUGAACUGAAGCCGUCACUCAGACUACAGGAUCUGAUCAACCCACAGGUUGGAAAAUAUGUUCAUGCUACUGACAAUGCAUUUGAAGGGGAGCUUUAUUCAGGAACAAGUACAGUUAUUCACCAGAAAAAUGAAAAGAAUAUCAUUUACACAGAGUGCCACAAUAAGUAUAAAAAACAUCUUCAGGAAAUUCUUCCUAAACCAUACCACAAUUACAAUUUCACGGUUGAAGACGCAGGUAAUUCUCUACCACAACUACCUGAAAGAGGACCUAUUCGCUGGAUUGCCCUACCUACCUCUGUGAUAAAUGAGACUGAUAAAAGUUCACUACCACCAAUUGCCAAGACAUCUCAGGAUGGAGACAACGGAAGUCUGAAGGCCGAAGAUGCCCCACUGAAUGAGCUUCAGGUGCUGCGCAACAUACUAACUCAUUGGAUGGGAGCCUGGACGUUGAGUGUCAGUUGGAAGAAUGCCACACUGGAACGGUUGAAGAGGGAUCUCAGCAGCGUCCACAGUGCACAGAAAAUAUCAGCUUUGGUAACCUUUGCUUCAGCUGUCCUUAAUCGACCACGAGAUGAGUCAAGUUCCAAAAUGUUGGAGGCAGUCUCCGAUGUACCUGCAGACAUGCUUCCCCUCAUCUGGAAUGCACUAAAACAUGAAGAUAUUCUGGUGAGCAUGGCAGCGGCUCUGUGUCUGUUCUUUCUUCGGAAAUCAAGCGAAGAUGUGAGAAAGAUCUUCCUUUCAGUCCUGGAGAAUGGUAACGAUGCAGACACCUGGGCCGCUGUUCAGUGUUUGGCUCUGGAAGGAGACCACAGCUACUUGGUGGUAAAGAGAAUCCUCACUCAACUGUUUGAAGGGGGGAAAAGAGACACCACAAAGCAGGCUUGUUACCUACUGCGUCAACUCAGCAAGAACACAAAUAUAAUUCAUCAUAUGCUGGGGGGCGAAUUAAACAACUGCAAUUGGAGAGAUCGUAUUGUGGCUUGUAGUACGAUUGCUCAGCUCCAUGGAAGUGCCAGCCAGGAUUUGAGGAAUAAAUUAAACUAUCUGAUGUGGAGGGAUUGGAAUGUGCCAGUUCGAUGGGCGGCUGCCAAAGCCUUGGGGCAGAUGGGCCAAGGGAACAUGGUCCAUGAUCAAAUAAGGAGAUAUUUAGAAGGCGGAAACUGGAGAGCGAAAGUGGAAGCUCUUUCUCUGAUUGGAUGGCUCCGGUACAUGACAGCCCAGUUACUCCCUGGAUUCCUCCAGUGCUUUGCUGAUGACUAUGUGAAUGUUCGCCAGCAAGCUUGUCUUACGGCUGGUUUGCUUCAAAUUAAGGAUGAGAUGGUUUUAAACUCCCUCUAUAACCUAAUCCUGAAUGAUCCAAGCUGGAAAAUACAAACAUUUGCUAUCAAAGCUUUGGGCAAAAUCGGACAUGUGACCGCUCGUGUAAAAGAGAUUCUGCUGAGAUCCAUAAGAAGUGAUGUGCCAGCAGUGCGUAUAGAAGCCUGUCACUGUAUCGCCACUCUACGCCUGUGCGACACGGAUGUUCAGAGUGCACUACAGGAUCAGCUGGUCCUGGAAUCUCACGAACAUGUGAAAAGAGAGCUGAACCAAAUGCUGACUGCCUUCAACAUAAAGAAUGAAGGAAAUCAGCAAAUGAGGUCAUUGAUCCAACAGGAGAUGUCAAGGCUUUGCCAAGAGGAAGUGUUGAUUCCAAAGGUUUUGAAACUGGACGAGUCCCUGGAAGAAGGACCACAGAAGACUGGACUGCUAAUAGAGAAGACCCAGAUGGACCCAAAAGGUUUUAUAGAGUAACGCUGACAAAGCACCUUCUGGGAUUUUAUCAAAGGAUGUUUUGUACUAACGAGCCAAACCUUGUUGCAGUAAUGGGUUUUCUAACUUGAAUGACACAUGCACAUUUCUUCAAAAGCAAAAAGGAGAGAGAGUGUUUAAUUAAGGUUGUUUUUUUUUUUUAUGUGACAAAAAGUUGAGGUUGUCAAAUGUCAUUUUCUGCAUUUAACAGAUAUAUUCACUGUCAAAAAUCCUUGUAUCAUUGUCCUGACAUUUCAUCUGUAAUGAAGGAGUUAAAACUACUUUUAAGGGAAGAGUAAAAUCCAAUACAACAGAACAAGAGGCUCCUGAUUGUUGGAUAUUCCUCCAGAUUUAAAAGAGGUUUGCCACUUGCCUAGUCACUAGUCUUAGGUUCUAUUGUUAUGGCAUUUUAAUACUGUUUGCCAACUGUAGAGUUUCUAAAAAGGUAAGAAAGCAUGUCACAAUGGCUGACUCCCAGGCAAUCCAGCAAGAUGUCCUAGGUUGUCUUACCAAUUCUCCAAAAUGGCCACCUUUGUUCCACUUACUUCAAUUUCCUCUUGCUUUUUUCCCUUUUUGUUAUCAACACUGCUUUAAGUUAUUUUGCACUU
Molecule: messenger RNA, 3442 nt
Organism: Pelobates fuscus (common spadefoot toad)
Lineage: Eukaryota; Metazoa; Chordata; Amphibia; Anura; Pelobatidae
Gene: HEATR4
Product: HEAT repeat containing 4
Exons: 15
Coding region: 168-2837 (889 amino acids)
Molecular function (GO): oxidoreductase activity
Source: RefSeq, a predicted model, not a curated record